This is a messenger RNA of Rhizophagus irregularis DAOM 181602=DAOM 197198, 1937 nucleotides long. The record is from RefSeq and is a predicted model, not a curated record. NCBI's taxonomy places the organism in Eukaryota, Fungi, Glomeromycota, Glomeromycetes, Glomerales, Glomeraceae.
GAAUUAGAGAUCGAAUUGGUAAAUUUCGAAUUCGAAAGGAUAAUGAAGAUGUUAUUAUUGAAAUAUUAUUUAUUUAAGAACUUUUAUGUAAUAAAAAAAUUCGAAUUUCAUUAAUGACGUAAUAAUUUGUUCACAAGUGUUACAAUGUAACGACGAUCCAAUGAUCAACUGCAUGCAGAUCAGAAUAUUUUUCUCACCUAUUUUUUUUUUAAAAAAAAAUUUAUACUUAAAAUGGAGUUGCAGCAUAGGUUUAUUUCCAUUCAGUCUGUUCAUAAAGUGAUUCAGGCGAUAAUUGUAAACCCCGGAUCAGCUGAUACUCAUCCAAAGGGUACAAGUGAGCCUUCGCAAUUGGAAAAGUUUUGGUCUUUUGUUAUAUCUCCGUCUGAAAUAACAUCCUCUAAUGCCGUCAAUAAUAUUACUUUGCUUGUACAAUCGGGAGCUAUUUCUUGGAAUGACGCCUUGAAUAAGUUAACAGAUUCAUUGUCAACUCUCUCAGGGGUUCAACUUGAUAAUGUCAUAAUAGGAAUUACCAAUAUUUUGUUAUAUCAGGUGGAUACUCAAACUGAUUCUUCAUUAGAAUAUAAUUGUCCAUUUAGAGUUCGUGGUGGAAUGACACAUCCUUAUAUUCUCAUUAUUUCAACAAAAACAAACGAAUCUUGGUCAUUUUUACUUACACAAAUUGAAAGAAUUUUUGAUAUGUCAAGACUUGAAUUUAUUAAAUCUAAAACUCCAGAAAAAAGAUCCGCAUUUUUGCGAAAUAUUUUAAACAUGAUCCACCCAUUUUUGGAUUUCAUUAUUUUAGAUGGAGUUCAAGGUAAAUUUGAACUACAAAAAUACUGGACGUCUACUUUGGUGCAUUUUCUCAUUCAAAUUGUGUAUCAAAAUAUUGAUGAUAAAGAAUUUAUUGAAUUAAGAGAACAUGCGUUGAAAUAUUUGCUCUCAAUUAUUCAAAAAAUUCCACUUUCAUCUAUUACUUCGUAUAUUAAUUAUGAUGUUAAAAACAGUACAUUAUAUUUAUUAAUACAAUCAUUUAUUAAUAUUAUGGAAACAUCUUAUAUCAGAAAUAGUUUUUCGCCGUUUUUUUUGAAAGAAUUUAGUAAUGCUUUGAGUAUUCAAAUUCUUUCUAUAACAUGUGAUUUACAUAGAUCCAGUUUAUCUACAAGUCAUUAUGUGAAUUUACUUUUUAAGAUACUGAAACUUCAUUAUAAGUUUUCGGAUAUGAUUUCAAUACCAAAUUUUGUAAUAUUAUGGCCAUCGUUAAUUUUUUUACUAUCAGAUACUAAUUCAUGUGAAAGUCAAUCUAUUAUUCUUGAAAUUAUACAAGAAAUAAUUGAUACGAAAAUAAAUGAAUCAGAUAAGCAAAAUAUAAAUCCAGAAUUAAUUAAUAUAGCAAUUUUACCUUUGUUUCAGGUAAUAGCUGAUUCAACACAACAUAAAACAAGGAGUAUUGCUAUGGAAAUCCUUUUAAAUGUGCAGAAAUUACACGGAAUUCAAAGAAUCUCUGCUUCUAAUCAAAAGAUUUUAAAAGAGGUAUGUAUCUUUUUAAAAAUGUUAUUCUUAAUAAUUAUUUAUAUUAAUCAUAACUUGUAUAACUUGUAAUAGAUUUCAGAACUGUCAUCUUCAACAUUUAUUACCGGAACUCUUGUGGAAAUAUUAUCUGAGACAUAUAAUCUUUUAAAAAAUUUUCCUAUUUCUUCCGACAUAUUUAGAAUUGAUAAUCCAAAAUUACCCUUUGCCCCUCUUUUCCAUAUUUCCUACUUGUUUCAUAAUAAGGAAAAUAUAAGAAUUCAGGCUUUAGAUGCUAUUAUUUCUUUAAUAGACGAAAACACUUUAUUGGCUCAAUCAAAAAAGUUUCCAAUAUUCUUAUUAUUACUUUUUAUUUUAAGAAACGAUCUUUCAUCCUCGAUUCAUCUUCAUAUUUUACAUCAUUCUUUACC